Venturia canescens is the source of this 2849-nucleotide messenger RNA. Its product is annotated as GRIP and coiled-coil domain-containing protein 2-like. The transcript has 10 exons. The record is from RefSeq and is a predicted model, not a curated record. The coding region runs from base 147 to 2399 and encodes 750 amino acids. Gene Ontology annotation, cellular component: Golgi apparatus. Lineage: Eukaryota; Metazoa; Arthropoda; Insecta; Hymenoptera; Ichneumonidae.
GCGUUGCUGCGGAGGCAGAUCGCAAGUCAGCCAUGAUCAGCUGUUUGUGAAACGUCAACACGUCAAGCAAAUAAAUGUGUUUGGACAGUUGAGAUUUAAUAAGUUUAAUGUCAAUUUCUUUAUGUGAUUUAGUGAAUUCCUGAAUUAUGAGUUCGGAAGUGGGUGAAAAUGAUAUGGACAAGAUUCCAGAAAGACAAACGAAUGGUCUCGAUGCAAACGUCAACUCUGAAACAAAAGAUGAUUUCGAGGAACGUUACAACAGACUCAAAGGAUUUGCUAUCAAAUUGAAAAAAAAGGGCAACGAUUUGGAAGAAAAAUUAAUAAACUUGGAAAAUGAGAAACAGAAAAUUCUAGCAGAAAAAGAGCAACUGCAGAACAAGAUCUUACAGAUUUCGGACAAUGCUAAAUCAUUGCAGUUAAUCCAAUCGGAGUAUGACAAGGUUCAGGAUCAUUUGGAGAAGCAAAGAGCGGAGAAUAAAAAAAUAUCAAAAAAUCUGGAGACCGUAGUCCUGGAAAACGCAUCUCUGAAAGAAUCACUGUACGAGGAGAGAGAAAGUCAUGCGCUCUGUAAAAAAGAGCUGGAACGUCGCAUAAAAGCAAUAACAAACUUGGAAAACAGCCUUAAAAAUGAGCAAAAGAACUCGAAAAAAGUGAUAGAAGAAAAGAAAGCAGAAAGCUUGAUAAAGGAACAGCGAGAAAAAGAUUAUGAGGAAAUGAAAAAUAAGCUCCAAGAGGAAAUUCAAUCUCACGAAGCUACCAAAGCUAUGCUGGAAGCCGCUAAACAAGAACGUACAACCAACAGUGUUCUUUCUCUGGAAGUCGAUAAUUAUGAGAGAAGUGUUGAAGACUUGAAGUCCAAGCUCGAAGAAGAAACAUCAAAGCGUGAGAUCCUGGAACGGAGGAUCGAGGAAAGUGUUCAAGGGAUAACGGAGUUGGAGAACGAGGUUCAAAGUUUGCGUGACAAUUGUCUGAUGAAGAGUAACGAGAUAACGGUGCUGAGCGAUAAAAACGAGGGCUUGAAAGGAGAGCUUUGCGAGAAGAGGGACGAAAUCGCUCGGCUAACUAACGAGAUUCAAGCUCUGGUGGAGAGCGUGGAAUCGGCAAAACAAGAAAACAUACAACUAACCGUAGAGUUGGAAAAAUUGAAGUCGGACAAACGUCGAGGAGAUGAGGAAAUUAAAUCGACGAGUAAAAAGAGUGAAGAGCAACGCCAAAUGUUGGAAGCCGAAGUGGCGAGGUUAGAGAGUCUCGUAUCUUCCGUCAACGAGGAAUUGGAUGCUCUGCGCAACGAAUACAAUGGAUAUAAAUUGAGAGCACAAAGUGUUUUAAGGACUAAACAGGGCCAGGGUAAAGAAUCGGGAACCACUGGCCGAAACGUCGCUGAGAUUCAAGAGGAAUUGGAACACACUAAAAACCACGCUUCUCAACUUCAAUUAAAACUCGAAAGUUACAGUGAGAACGUCAAGAGCCUGAGCAAAGAAUUGAACAUAACUAAAGAGGAGAGAGAUCGUUCGCUUCAAGACUCGAGAGAGUCUGCUGAAAAAAUAGCGAACCUUGCACAAGAUUACAACGCUCUUAGAGAUCAGUACAGAAAACAAACGUCAACAAUGGAGAAAGAACGAUCGGAACUGUUGACGAAGAUCGACACUCUCGUUAAACAUCACGAGUCCGAAAAAAAUGAGCUGGAAACAAAAUACCGAAAGGAAAUAAGUCGUUUAGAAUCAGAAGUUGAGAAAAUAACUGGAAAUACCAUCGGUCAAGUUGAGUAUCCGCAAUCGACGAAUGCUCCGAACGAGAGGCAUCACGACUUGAAAUCCGAACAUGACAGCCAGUCACGAAGCACCGAACUUUUCCUGCAGGAAAGGGAAGACGGCGAGGGUUCGGAGAGCGUGGAAUCUUAUCCUACAGGAAUGAGAACAAACGAAGAAUUGCCCCGUCGCCAUUCCCUCGUUCCCCUCGACGAGUUGUUAAACUCGUCGGACGAUUACUUACCAAAAACUCGUAAAGAAUCGGUCGUGACGAUAAGCCUGCCACGAAAGGUGGACCGUCAGGAGCUCGAAGUUUGCGAACGUCGUGUCAAGCAUUUGACAAUACUAUUGGCAGAUACGGAACGCGACGUAGCGAAGCUCACUCAACUCAAUCAAUUACUUAAGGAAGACAUACGACGACAGCAACGGAGCGUCGAGCGCGAGCAUAUCGCCAAUAAUUUCGAAUACAUGAAAAACGUUAUUUUGAAGUUUAUCACGCUGAAAAAUGGCGACGAGAGGACUCGUCUCAUUCCAGUUUUAAAUACGAUUUUAAAACUUAGUCCUGAAGAGACUCACCAACUGAAUCAAAUCGCCGGAGUUGGAAGAGGUUGGCUCCCAGCAAUUCCUAUACCGGGUUGGCACAACGGUUAAUCAAACGCCUACAAUCUCUCCGCAAUUACCGUUUUUAAAUCAACCAUCAACGAAAUCAACGAACGGCAAUAAAUGACAAAAAAACACAAAAGAAAAAACCCGAGCACUGUAUUCCGUGUUGAACUCGCUGUUGUACUGAGAAUGUGUGUAUAUCUGUGUAUAUACAUUCAUUCAUUUGAUAAUAACGUUGGGAGGGAAGGCUCGAGUAUUGGAUCAACUUAAUUACUUAAUCAUCUUUUAUAAAUGAAAAUCUUUGGUACUUCCGACGUUUAGAGAAGCUCGUCAUCCUCGCUCGGCAUGGGCAGUCGCGGGGGCGAUGGCGCUUAUCGCUGAUAAGGAAAUAUUACUUUAAGUGUAAAUAAUAAAAAGAAAAAAAGUAACGAAAAUACGACGACACGUGUACCUUAUUCUUGCACGGAAAAUAAAUGUGUUAUUGUAUUUUUUAUUUUA